Molecule: messenger RNA, 729 nt
Organism: Neopelma chrysocephalum (saffron-crested tyrant-manakin)
Lineage: Eukaryota; Metazoa; Chordata; Aves; Passeriformes; Pipridae
Product: translation initiation factor IF-2-like
Exons: 4
Coding region: 1-729 (242 amino acids)
Source: RefSeq, a predicted model, not a curated record
AUGGGACCGGGGGAAAAGCCCCGCCCCCGGCUCCGCCCCCCCGGGGACACGCCCACCCGCAGGGGCGGCGCCGGGGGGAGGGGCCACGCCGGGACACGCCCCCAGGGAGGGGCGGGGCCAGAGGACGCGGCCGCAAGGGGGCGGGGACAAGGAGAAGGGGCGGGGCCUGAGGGAGGCCCGGGGGGAGAAGAGAGACAAGGCCCCGGAGGAGCCUCCGGCGAAGCUCCUGGACGACCUUUUCCGGAAAACCAAAGCGGCUCCGUGCAUUUAUUGGCUGCCCCUGACCGACACCCAGUUCGUGCAGAAGCAGGCGGAGCGGGCGGCGCGGGCGCGGGAACGGGAGCGGCGCCGCAAGGAGCAGGAGGAGGAGGAGCUUCGCCAGCGCCAAUCGGGGGCUUCUUCCGCCUCCGGCCCCGCCCCUUCCGGCGGAAACCCCGCCCCUUCCUCCCGGGCCGGCUCCGCCCCUUCCUCCCGCAAAGGGGGCGGGGCUUCCUCGUCCGGCAGGGCGCCCCCCGCUGGGCACCGGAAGCGUCGGAGCCGCUCCCGGAGCCCCCCCCUGAGGGAUCGGGGGGGGCGGCGCUGAGGCCACGCCCACCCCCCCCCGGAAGCCACGCCCACUCCCCUUCCCUUAAGCCACGCCCCCCGGGAAAAAUUGGGAAUAAAGAGUUUGAGGUCGUUUGUAGUUUUUUGGGAGGUGGAAGACCUUUUGAGGGGUAUUUGGGGAUAUGA